AUGUCCACCAACGGCACCAAACCCCCCGUCAUCGGCACCCACAAUGGCCACUUCCACGCCGACGAAGCCCUCGCCGUCCACCUCCUCCGCCUCCUCCCCACCUACCGCGACUCCUCCCUCAUCCGCACCCGCGACCUCGACCUGCUCAAGACCUGCGAUGUCGUCGUUGACGUAGGCGCCGUACACGACCACGACAUCCUCCGCUACGACCAUCACCAGCGCGAGUUCAACACGACUUUCCCAGGUAGCCACACGAAACUCAGCUCGGCAGGUCUGGUAUGGAUGCACCAGGGCCACCGCAUCCUCGCUGAAGCCGCGGGGAUCAAAGAGGGUACACCGGACAACGCCCUGCUCUAUCAGAAACUCUACGACGACUUCAUCGAAGCCUUCGACGCCAACGACAACGGCAUCGCCAACUACGACUCCAAAGCCCUCGCCUCCGCCGGCAUCGAGAAGAAGUUCUCCGACAGAGGAUUCAGCAUCGCCAGCGUCGUGAACCGCUUCAACUCCGCCCCCGUCAAAGACACGAAGGCAGUGGACCAGUCUUCGGGUCAAGGCGAAGAAGACGCCCGCUUCCUCCGCGCCUCCGCCUUCAUAGGCGAGCAAUUCGACCUCGAGCUCUCCGACAAAGCGAUCAACUGGCUGCCCGCCCGCGCUCUCAUCGCGCAAGCCUUCGCCAACCGCAUGGAUUACGACGCUCAAGGACGUAUUUUAGUGAUACCGCAACAAGCCGACGGCGGCGCGCCCUGGGCCGACCACCUGUACACUCUUGAGCGUGAGAAUGGGUGUGAGGGACAAGUGCUGUACGUCCUCUUCGCGGAGAACGGGGAGAAGGACUCGAAAUGGCGGAUUCGCGCGGUCAGUGUGGCGAGCGAUAGUUUUGAGAAUCGGAAGGGGUUGCCGGAGCAGUGGAGGGGGGUGCGGGAUGAGGAGUUGAGUAAAGUGAGUGGGGUCGAGGGUGGGGUUUUCGUGCAUGCGGGGGGUUUCAUUGGGGGGAAUAAGAGUUUUGAGGGGGCGUUGGAGAUGGCGAGGAGGAGUGUUGAGGGUUGA
Molecule: messenger RNA, 1050 nt
Organism: Saxophila tyrrhenica
Lineage: Eukaryota; Fungi; Ascomycota; Dothideomycetes; Mycosphaerellales; Extremaceae
Exons: 1
Coding region: 1-1050 (349 amino acids)
Cellular component (GO): cytoplasm; nucleus
Source: RefSeq, a predicted model, not a curated record